Messenger RNA from Penicillium subrubescens, 483 nucleotides. RefSeq lists its product as uncharacterized. The record is from RefSeq and is a predicted model, not a curated record. The transcript has a single exon. NCBI's taxonomy places the organism in Eukaryota, Fungi, Ascomycota, Eurotiomycetes, Eurotiales, Aspergillaceae. Bases 1 to 483 code for a protein of 160 amino acids.
AUGGAUACUACCUUGCGACCUGCCCAUGCUCCCCAGACCCCCGCCCAGUCUUCCACCUUCUCCUCCUCCUCCACGACCCUUGGUAAUUCCACCAACUUUACCGGCACGGUAGAACAACCUUCAAAUCCCUUCAGUCUCCCUGCGAAACCCCUCAACCCUGCCUUUGCGACACCCCUCCAACCUGCCUCGGCCUAUACUACACAGUCCGCCAUGUCGCAGACACAACCUCUGGCACAGAAUUUCUCUGAUCCGGCUUGCUCCUCGGGCUUGCCAAUCGCUUCUCAAGGCAUGAAGGAGUCUGUACCAAGAUCAGAGGUACUACCUGCAAAUCAGGCUGCUGGCGACUACCCCCACCAAAUAACUGGCCUGGGGGGACCUACAGCCACAGCGCCCUUCCUCCAGGAUUUCAGUUUGGUCGCCGAAGCAGCCAAGCGGGCUCAGAUGUCUAUCGUCAUGCGCGAUCUCGAAAGCGUGACUCUUUAA